GGCAGCCAGUUCAGUUGAACGACGCACUCGCAGCGAAUCGAUCGCAGAGCCGGAACCCUAAAGAUAUAGAACCCAAACCGAAUAAAAGUUACAGUACCGCAAGUGACAUCAUGUGCAAAAGUGUGAUGAUUUGUUUGGCCAUCGUGGCCUCCCUUUCGAUGGUCUUGGCCCAAACCCAAACCCAGACCUGCGCUCAAGCCAACAGCCUGGACUUCAACAACCAGACCUAUUUCAGUGGCCAAUGGUUGGAGGUGGCCCGCAAUCCGGCCUCGAAUGUGUCCUGCAUUACCCUUAACGUGGGCUACUUGGGCAACACCAAUGUGUUGGUCAAUGUCACCCAUUCGAGCAGUAACGUCUCUCUACUGGCCGAUGUCCAUGAAAGUGCGAAUAUAACUCUGGUGGCUGGAUCCACUACCGGCUACAAUGUGAGCAUUGUGCAGGGCCAAAACACGGAGUACGUCUUUAUCAAACUGCUGCAGUAUGUGAACAACACCUACCUGGUGGGAUGCAGAUACAGUAAUGGCAGUGACACAUCGAGCAGCGCCGGCUUUAUUUUGGCCAGAGCUAAUUACACGGCCGAGGGCGUGAAGAUUUCUAACAACAAUGCUGCCCCAUUGUUUAGCAACUUCCAGGCCAACACCUACGGCAAUGUCACUCAGUUGAACUGCUAUGCCAGCUCUGCCGGUCAGACUGUGCCCCUGACCCUGAUUUCUGGCUUCCUGGCCCUCGCUCUGCUGCUGAUCAAGGCCUAAGGACGAAGAAGUAACUUAUUGCUGUGCCUAGCCAACUUAAAAAAGAAAAUAACCAAACCAAACCAAAAAACACUUGCCUAAGCUAUUGCGUCACUCUCUUUAUUUAGUUUUUAGUUCACUUUAAACUCCCCGCUCUGACAAAUGAGCCAAGGCAAAACGAUGUCAAUAAAAGUAAACCAAAUUGGGUGAGGGCCCGUAAAAAAAGCCCCAUGAAAAGAACAAAACUCGAUAAAGGUGUAGAGACAUUAUCAAGUGUCUCAAUGCUCUGCUGCAAUCAGUGCUUUAAUUUGCUGGCAACUUGUUCAAAGGUAUGCGUGAUAAGAUAAACGCAAGUGAUAACAAAAUAUAUGACUCUGCCACCAAUUCACACAA
Drosophila rhopaloa is the source of this 1124-nucleotide messenger RNA. RefSeq lists its product as uncharacterized. Lineage: Eukaryota; Metazoa; Arthropoda; Insecta; Diptera; Drosophilidae. The coding region runs from base 111 to 752 and encodes 213 amino acids. The transcript has 3 exons. The record is from RefSeq and is a predicted model, not a curated record.